AUUAUUCUUGAAAAAAAUAAAUAUUACCUUAAAUUUAUGAGAAAAGAAUAAAAGUUGCAUAAAGUUGAGAUUUUAUUAUUGCAAACAAAAUAAUUCUAUUAUAUUUUGUAUAAAGUAACUAUAGAAAUGAACCCUUUUCAAAAAAAAGAAAAGGAAAAAGAAAACUAUAGAAAUUAACCAAGUCAUAUAUAAAAUACGUUUUCCUAACAUCCGGUUAAUGGGUUCUAAGUAGUAGCGGGACUGAAUUGGCCAUGGCUGGAUUCGUGUACAUCAACAGUGUAUAUUUGGCACUGUUUUAUCAAUUGCGUGAAGAGGAUGAUCAAAUUUUUUGACGUUUUUUCGUUCGAAGGAGGCAUAUUUCAUCUUUUCAAAUGAGAGACUCGAAUUCAACCGCUAAUUCAAGUGGACAAAUACCAAUCAAGUUAAACUAAUCAAAGUAAACGAAUACCAAUCUGCUUAUCUCUUGAUACUAAAACUAAUUUGCAAAAUUAAGCAUGCAGUGAUCCACGUAAAAAAAUUAAUUUAUUUAUUAUUUUAUUGACAUGAGAUAAUCCCAGUACUUGUGGUCUCGUGUUGUUGAUUGAUUCAGUUUGCUGAAAAGUGCUUGAUAGACCGUUAAUUCAGGUACAUGGUCUGCAUAAACACCUCAAUUCUCCUACAAACUUGUCUUCCAUUUAUAGCUAAAAGCAAAUGACCAUCCAAAAUUUGAUACCUAAAAGUGGAACCUUCCCUUUUGUUUCUUUCCCUUCCUUCUGUUCUCUCUCACUCAGAUACGCAAUGGGCAAGGUCAUGAUCUGGCUCCGGUUCAUUCCACAACCAGGGUCAUGAUCUUCCAUGUUUUACCUUGUUAGCUCCUUUCUAUUUCGUUUAACAGCCUGCUGAGUAUAGCCAACAAUAAAAGAUUAUAUAGUUCUUUUCCAUAAUCCACACCCAUUUUUUGUUGUUGAUUGGGGGUUUGGAAGAAAAAAAAAAAUACUAUGGCUAAAAGAUCGUUUAAACAUUAUGUGGAACAAGAACUGGGAAAGUUCCCACUCUUUCUGAUCUAUGCUGUACUCGAAUGGUUGUUGAUAAUUGUGCUUUUUAUUGAUGGGUUUCUUGCAUUUUUUGCCAAUGAAUUUGCUAGAUUCUUUGAGUUGGAAAUCCCUUGUUUGCUAUGUACAAGGAUUGAUCAUGUUCUGGUUGAUAGAGCGGACGAUUUUUAUUAUAAUGGAUCCGUUUGCCAGUCUCACAAGAAGGAGCUUUCGUGUUUGGCUUAUUGUCACAGCCACAAGAAGCUUUCUGAUAUAAGAAAAAUGUGCGAGACUUGCCUUCUUUCAUUUGCUACUGAGAAGGCAACUGAUUGCUAUACUUAUAAGUCUCUUGUUGGGAUUUUGCACAAGGACAUUGAAAUGUUUGUUGAUAAUGAUCAAGAUCAUCAUUUUACGCUGCCUACUGCAAGAAAAGAUGAUUCAAUGCAUGCUGAGAGGAUAAUUCGCAAUCCAUGUUCUUGUUGUGGCGAGCCAUUGAAGGCCAAAUCCUACUUUAAGGGAAAGGGAUCGAGCAUGGUUUCACAGGCUCCUACCCCUUCCCCAAGAGCACCAUUUGGAAAUUUGAAAAAUGAGGAUCAUCGCAAUAUGGAAUUGCCUAACAUGCGAUUUACAGAACUCAAGUUUUCAGACAAUGAAUCUGAGCCACAUGAAGAUGACGAUGGCCAAAAUACAUCACAUGUUGGUAAGCAGUCGAGGGAAGAUGUCAAAGCUGCCACAGUGCCAUCGCUGCCGGAAGCUGAGUAUAUGAAUGAGGAUAGAACUCCUACGUUUGCCCGAGGAAACAGGUUUUUUGGAAUUCCACUAACAGAUUCAGCUACCUGCAGCCCUAGAUGGACUAAUAGGAUCCCAAGGAAAUCACCACUUGAAAAAACAGAACUUGCUUCAGAGUCCACGGAAGGGAGUACUGUACAAAAUGAAGGAGAUGGUGACUUGACUUUGCACCAUAUGAAGGGACAGGCUCGACUGGAUCGCAAAUCACUGAUGGCUUUGUACAUGGAACUGGAUGAAGAAAGAAAUGCUUCUGCCAUUGCAGCUAAUAAUGCAAUGGCCAUGAUCACCCGGUUGCAGGCAGAGAAGGCGUCUGUUCAGAUGGAGGCCUUACAGUAUCAAAGAAUGAUGGAGGAACAGGCAGAAUAUGAUCAAGAAGCCCUGCAAGCAACAAAUAAUUUACUUAGAAAGAGAGACGAAGAUAUUAAUGCUUUAGAGGCUGAACUUGACGAGUAUAGAGAAAGAUAUGGUCUCUUAAGGGAAGAAAGUUUUGAGGGAUCUGGAGACGAGUUUGAUGAGGGUUACCUGGAAAAGAACGCACAGUCUAUCUCGUCUGAGAAUAUCAGCCCAGACUACAGUUUCAUCGAUGGGUGUAUUAAUGAAGAAAAUCUGCAUAGUAACAAUCAGUCUUCAUCUAUGUGGGAUGUUAAUGGAGAGGGGACCCCAAACAUGUUAGACAAAGGGGGUAGAUCCUAUCUUGGUCGGUUGAAAAGCUUGGAAAAGAGAAUUCACCUUCUGUCAGAUGAUGGAGCUCCUUUCUUACAGGCCAUCUCCAACAAUAUUACCCACGAUGAAGACACAGCACAAGAACGCACAUUAAUGAAUGAAUUGUUGCAACUUCAUGAACGGGUGAGGGCUCUUGAAGAUGAGGAAGUCUCAAAGCAUGCUGCUGGUGAUACAACUCAAAGUGAUACUGAAAGAGAAAAACUGUUGACAGACAUAUGUGAUAAUAUUCAGCAGCUUCGUCAAUUCAUUUCAAUGCCCUUGAGUGAAGGUCAAGAUGCAUGAGUUUCUUCCUAGUCAAUUUUAUGGUAAUGUCUCUGUACAUUCAUCGGAUAGGUAUCUCAUUGAAAAGAAAUUACAUACUGGAUUAGUUUUAGUGAAUGUAUGUAAUGGCUACAAAGCAAGUGUUUUUGAAUUUGAACUACUACAUUCUUUGAUUACUCAAUGACAAUAUUUUAUAGACAUUGUUUC
This is a messenger RNA of Manihot esculenta (cassava), 2990 nucleotides long. Its product is annotated as probable myosin-binding protein 5. Bases 978 to 2804 code for a protein of 608 amino acids. The transcript has 3 exons. The record is from RefSeq and is a predicted model, not a curated record. Lineage: Eukaryota; Viridiplantae; Streptophyta; Magnoliopsida; Malpighiales; Euphorbiaceae. Gene Ontology annotation, molecular function: myosin binding.